Aegilops tauschii subsp. strangulata is the source of this 1656-nucleotide messenger RNA. RefSeq lists its product as uncharacterized. The record is from RefSeq and is a predicted model, not a curated record. Gene Ontology annotation, molecular function: DNA binding; DNA-binding transcription factor activity. Gene Ontology annotation, biological process: regulation of DNA-templated transcription. NCBI's taxonomy places the organism in Eukaryota, Viridiplantae, Streptophyta, Magnoliopsida, Poales, Poaceae.
UUCGCCGCUCCAGCGCCUCCACCGCUUCCUCUCCUCGCCGCUCCAGCGCCCCGCCACCGACGCGCAACCAUGCCGUCGCGCCGCCGAGGAGCGUCGGGCUACCGCGGCGUCCACCAGCGCCCCAACGGCUGGUACUCCGUCGAGAUUCGGUCCGGCGACGUCCGGCUCGGCCUCGGUACGUUCGAGACCUCGUACGAGGCCGCACGCGCCUACGACGCGGCGGCGUGGCGCCUGGACAGGCCGCGCCAGCAGAUGAACUUCCAGGAUGUCCACACGCGCCAGCAGGCGCAGGACGUCGCCCCUCCGCCUCGCCUUAUCACGGACCAGGACCGUACGGAGCACGCUCGACGGCAGCGCCGCCUCCUCGUCGCCGAGGAGGACGAGCGGGCCAUGGCGGAGUGGCGCCGGCGCCACCCGGAGGACGUCGCCAACGAGGAAGCCUUCUGGGCAAGACGCCGCGAGGAGCAGACGGCAAAGCGCCGCGCGGAGCGGUUGGAUAGGUGUCGGCGGAAGGCCCUGGCGAUAUCGCAGUGCGAAAUCGCUCAAAAUGGUGGGCAGACAAUCUUUUCGUCUGAUGAUGACCGUUGGGAGGACAUGUGGCUCGAUACCUCGGACCAGACCAGCGAGAAUGGCGAUGAUGAUGAUGAUGAUGACCACGACUGGGAGUAGGCUGUAGUUGCACUAUCUAGUAUUUUUUUAUGUCGUUGCACCGUAGUUUUUUAAUCUAUCUAUGCUAUAGAACUAUGUAUCGCUUUUUAUCUAUGAAUUUUAUUUAUCGUUUUUAUUAAAAAAAAUGUACGCAAUGUUUAGCGCGCGUUGCAUUUUAGCGCGGCCGCUGGAGCUACGCGCGCGCUCAAUUUUAGCGCGGCCGCUGGCCACGCCAAACCAGGCGAAGGGCGCGCGGUAAAUGAGUUUUUAGCGCGCGGCGCGUUGCGCGGCCGUCGGAGAUGCUCUUAAGCGCCAGUUAGAGUUUUUUUUUUUGAGCAAAAAGCGUUAGUUAGAGUGCAUUUUGCUAACCGUCGCACACCUGCUCCACAGCACCAGUAUCUAAAUGGGACGGCCCAUGUAGGGUUUUUUCACCGGCUUUUUUAUUUUAUUUUUAUCAAAUUCGUGAAACUUUCCGCAUUUUUACCAAAUUUUAAAACAUUUUCAUUUAUUGUGAACCUUUCAUUUCAAAUCCAUGAACUUUUUCUCAAAUGCGUUAAUUUUUUGCGUGAACUCUUCCAGUGAUUAUUUUUCAAAUUUGUGAACAUUUCUUAAAUUUGUGAGUUUUCUUUUCCAAAUUUUGCGAAAUUUUAAUUUUUUUAAAGUUAUUUGAAAUUCGUAAAAAAAUCCCGCAAACUAUUUUUUAAACUCAUGAAAUUUUUCGUGUUUUUGAACUUUUCAAUUCAGUGAAAUUUUUUUGAACCCCGUGAUUUUUUUUAAUCUUGGAACUUUUUUUUUGAAUGACUGAACCUUUUUGAAUCUUGCGAACUUUUGUUGAACAUGUUUGCUACUCUUAUUUUCUAUAUUAUUGUGUAUGGCAAAGACCCAACCUGUAUUCUUUCAUUAUCCAUUUUUCAUAGGGAUUCCGGCUAUUGAAAUGAUUAAUUUCUUUUAAGCAUCAUUUUGGUAUCAUCUUGAUAUUAAUAUAUUCUCUUUGUUGAAAAAAAAAUA